AUGCGUCCUGCCGGGGUACUGCUGGUCAUCUGUGGCCUGGUCCUGGGUGCCACGGGGGACCCUUCACAAGAUUUUUGUUACCAGAUCCUUAACUCGGGUGUAAAGCCAGGAUUUCCCAAGACUAUCAAGACCAAUGACCCGGACGUCCUCAGGGCAGCCAGACACAGUGCCGAGAGCUUCAACAACUGCAGCAACGACGCCUUCCUGUUCCGGGAGUCGCACGUCAGCAGAGCCCUCGUCCAGAUAGUGAAGGGCCUGAAGUUCAUGCUGGACCUGGACAUCAGCAGAACCACCUGCAAGAAGACCAGGCACUCGAGCCUGGACGACUGCGGCUUCCAGACCAACCGCACCCUGAAGCGGACUCUCAGCUGCUACUCUGAAGUCUGGGUGGUCCCCUGGCUCCAGAGCUUCGAGGUGCCUGUCCUCCGCUGUCACUGACUCCCGCCUCCCA
Molecule: messenger RNA, 451 nt
Organism: Eubalaena glacialis (North Atlantic right whale)
Lineage: Eukaryota; Metazoa; Chordata; Mammalia; Artiodactyla; Balaenidae
Gene: CST7
Product: cystatin F
Exons: 4
Coding region: 1-438 (145 amino acids)
Biological process (GO): negative regulation of microglial cell activation; immune response; positive regulation of myelination
Cellular component (GO): endoplasmic reticulum; Golgi apparatus; lysosome
Molecular function (GO): cysteine-type endopeptidase inhibitor activity
Source: RefSeq, a predicted model, not a curated record